This is a messenger RNA of Trichoderma atroviride IMI 206040, 807 nucleotides long. NCBI's taxonomy places the organism in Eukaryota, Fungi, Ascomycota, Sordariomycetes, Hypocreales, Hypocreaceae. The record is from RefSeq and is a predicted model, not a curated record.
AUGUGCAUACCAAUACUGCAGAUGAUCCACAUAAUUCGUGCUCCUACUAUGGUUUUGAUCGAGUUUAGUUGGUGCGUUCGCUGUUUAUCUAAAGGUCAGCGUGCCAUCGGAGCGCUCUCCGAAACACCUAUCACAAAGCCCCAAGAUGACGGAACCCCCGAGUCUCAACUACUAGCCGCCGGCGUCCGGUUGGAAGAUUACGGGGUAUCGAGCUAUCCAAUUCAAAUUUCAGGAAACGCCAGACCACUGAGCAUUGCACAGUUGAAUAUAGAGGCUGCCUCGGGCGGCUAUCUCACGCGCAAUAGCAGCAUCUUGAGCGAGAGCGACACCAUGUGCCCUCAUGAUUGGUAUUUAUACCAGGGAUGGAUCCCUACAGAAGAUGAAUCGCUUCAGUUUGGAAAUUCAUACAAUUUUAGCCCUUGGAUACCGAGUAUCUCACAAGAGGCUUCAGAAACACAGGAGAAGUUAUCCUGGACGGAUCCUGGCUUUGCUAGCGACAUGCUAGACAGCUCGUUAUGGCUGACCGCAUCAUUGCUGGAAGACACAACCGACAACCAGCUCAAACCCCUCUACGAAUGCAACGAGGAAUCAUCAACAGUCUCUGAUGAGAAAGAAACUCACGACGCGGCUAUGGAAGAUGGCGAUAGUACAAGGCGAGAAGGAAGCAUUUCUGAUGAUCAGCAAGCUACUGAUGGAGAAGAACAAAGGCGCUUGCGACGCAUAAUCCGAAACCUGGAACAGUUCGAAAGCGAACAGAAAAGAUAUGGGAAGCAGCAGCUGAGGGCAAUCAAAGAUGGCCGAGCUUAG